Nicotiana attenuata is the source of this 2304-nucleotide messenger RNA. RefSeq lists its product as uncharacterized. Gene Ontology annotation, molecular function: RNA binding. The coding region runs from base 137 to 1501 and encodes 454 amino acids. NCBI's taxonomy places the organism in Eukaryota, Viridiplantae, Streptophyta, Magnoliopsida, Solanales, Solanaceae. The record is from RefSeq and is a predicted model, not a curated record. The transcript is spliced from 4 exons.
UUAGAGUGGCUAUUUGGUGUCAUUUCUACCCCUUUAUAAGUAAGGCCCACACGCAUUAACAGAAGCCCAUUGAAAUAUCUGGAAAACGCAACUCCGGUUUUCUGGUUCCCGCCGAAGAGCAGAAAGAACGGUGAAAAUGGUUGGAAGAAGUUUGUUACCGGGAACUAUCUGCAAAUCACGGCAGCUCAAACAUCUCUUUUCCAAUCCCUUCAUCUUUCAACCUCUCUUAUCCCAUUCCUUACCCCAACAAAGAACCAGUCCUUUUACUGCAAAAUGCAAGGUUUUACUUGGCGGAGUCGCUGUUGGGUCACACCUAAGAGCACCCAAAUGUGAUCUUGGAUGCGUAUAUUUGGGUCGGGGUUUCUGUACGCUUGGCAAAGCUGUGGAAUCAGCUGCUGGUGUUGAAGAGAGUUCUGGAGAAGGUAAAAUCAAAAGGAAGAAAUUGAAGGGAAAAAGACAGGUUGUAAGGUGGUUAAAGUUCUUCAGGUGGAAGAAGAAGAAAGAUUUCCAAAGAAUGACUGCAGAAAACAAAAUUCUUUUCAAAUUGAGCAAGGCACGGAAGAAAGAGGAAAGGCUUCUUGAAGCUCUUAAGAAAGUUGAGCCCAAGGAAAAGUCAGAAGCUACCCAUGACCCGGAGAUACUGAGUCCAGAAGAACACUUUUACUUUCUGAAAAUGGGAGAGAAGUCCAAGAAUUAUGUGCCAGUUGGAAGACGUGGGAUAUACCAAGGUGUGAUCCUUAACAUGCACCUGCACUGGAAGAAGCACCAAACUCUAAAAGUGGUGGUCAAAACAUUCUCUCGGGAGGAGGUUAAGGAAAUUGCUGCAGAGCUUGCAAGAUUAAGUGGUGGAAUUGUUCUUGAUAUACAGGAUGACAACAGCAUUAUAAUGUACAGGGGGAAGAAUUACUCCCAACCUCCAACAGAAAUAAUGUCUCCAAGAAGUACUCUUUCUAGGAAAAAGGCCUUGGAUAAAUCUAAAUAUCGAGAUGGCCUGAGAGCUGUCAGGAGAUACAUUCCGCGGCUUGAGCAGGAUCUUGAGCUGCUUCGACUGCAGGCUGAAAAUAAAAGUGGUACUCCUGAAGAUAAACACUUGCUUGGCUCUGAGAAUUCUAACCACGAAGAUCGUUCAGACCUUCGAACUGAGGCAUCAAAUAAGCUCAAACAGAUGAUGAUUGAAAAUGAUGAACAAGGUGAAGAAGGUGAGUCCACAACAUAUUCCGAUAUCGUUUCAGAUUCGGAAGAUCUUUCAGAUAUUUUUGAAACGGACUCUGACGAAGAGGAUGAGGACAAAAUUGAAGAACCUUUUUAUUUGGAUGAGUUUGAAAAAUUUCAUGUACACAGCAACGGAGAAGAACAGGAUUUUGAGGAGCAUUUGCGUCAGAUAUCUUCCAACUCGAGGAAAGAGAAAUCUCUGUGUAAAGAUGCGGACACACCAGAUCUUGAUGAAGUUGAUAGGAUGAUUCUGCAAGCCACAUCACUUUUGAAGAAAAAGAAGAGAUGAAUGCCUGUAUAUGCGUAAGCAGUCACCUUUACUUGGUAUUCUCAGGCUACAAAUUAACUGUUGAGCAGAGCCUUUAGCCAAGGAACCCCUCUUCCCCAAUGGGUUUUGUACUGUAAUAGGGUUCAUUGACCAGUAUUAAGUUAACAGUUCUUCUGACAGGUGAGACGAAGCAACUUUAGUAAGGUUCAUCUCCGUGGUUUGUUUGUAUCCGUCCAAGUUCUUUUCAAAAUACUGAAGUAGAAAGAUGGUGUACAAUCUGAUUACAUAUUGGUCUUAAACAAGAAUACAGAGAUUGGCUGUGGAGAAGAGCAGGCUGACAAGCUCUUCUGGUGAAUAAGGAUUACAAGAUUGGCACUCAUUUGACUUGACACAGAAGCCAGGGUGGAGCUGAAAGGGCUUGAAUAGCAAAGCGCCUGCUGGUUGUAUAAUCAGUUAAUUGGGAGUACUCACUGGUUGGUGUAAUUUCAUUGUGGUUAGAUUUUUGUCUUAUUUAGGAGGAUUUGUAUGGGAAUAAGACUACUAAUUUUCAAAGGUUGAUUACCUCCUCUCCAGGCUUGAGUAUGAGAUUCAAAUGUUUCAGCUGGAAAUGCUUUUCAAUGGUAUUGCGAGAAGCAGUACCAAGCCUGUUUUUGUCUUUACUGCUAACCAAAGGUAGUUCGAUGUUGUUCAAAGCCUUGUAUCUCGUCAUUUACAGUAUACUGUACAUUUUUCAGUCUCAAUUGACUGAAAGUGAGGUCAUUGGAAAAACAGGGUUCAUGAUUUUGGUUUCUAUUAAUGUAUAUCCAAUCAUGGUCUGGAUUCCA